AUGACAACGUUUACAGCACUUUUGUGUGCAGCGCAAUCUGCUGAACUUGCUUCUCCUGGUACGAAAGUCCAUCAAAAUGAUGCUAUUGUGGUCCCCGAUGCAUUGGCGACGAAACGCCGACUACGCAAUCGUGUCUCGUGUCGUAAAACACGCCUUAAGCGUAAACUGUACCAGCAUUCACUUGAAGUUUUAGCUCGUGAACGGCACAAACGCCAUAAAUAUCUCACACAAUUGUACCUCUGUCUUGGCUCUCAUCCAGACCGAGACAAUGCUCUGUUCCGUGAAUUCGCGACAACAAGCUUACACUAUGCAUUGGUUGAUGCCCAAUAUACCAAGUGGCUUGACGCUGGCAAGGAUCAAGUGACGUUGCCUUGCAGAUCGACGGUUGAGUGUGACGACGACGAAUAUGACCAUUUGCCAACGAGAAAAUGCAAACGCACACGACGUGUCCAUGACAACGAUGUCUCGACUGCACCUGGAAAUAAUUCUCGAGCUUUGCAAACUUCAUUGGUCGAACAAUGGCGACUGAUUGUCGACGGACUGCAGAAUAUUGACUUGCAACUGCACCGAAUGGACGAGCAUGAGAUUGCAACUGGUAUCGUUGACCGACACUGUUACUGGAAAUUUGUCGGUGUUAGCUCAGCCAAAAUGAAACGAUUUGGUGAGAUUGCUGCUGUUGCAGUCUCCGGCAUUACUCGUGUGAGGUUUCAUAAUCAUCAUGUGGAAGAAGUCAACAUCAGCAACGUUCGACGAGAAGAUAAUGUCCCCUUUGAUUGCAAUAUCAGCUGCAAUAACACCAACGAAGCGUGCUGA
Messenger RNA from Peronospora belbahrii, 813 nucleotides. NCBI's taxonomy places the organism in Eukaryota, Oomycota, Peronosporomycetes, Peronosporales, Peronosporaceae. The record is from the annotation of a GenBank genome assembly.